Molecule: messenger RNA, 3288 nt
Organism: Orcinus orca (killer whale)
Lineage: Eukaryota; Metazoa; Chordata; Mammalia; Artiodactyla; Delphinidae
Product: protocadherin beta-17-like
Exons: 1
Coding region: 8-2401 (797 amino acids)
Biological process (GO): homophilic cell-cell adhesion
Cellular component (GO): plasma membrane
Molecular function (GO): calcium ion binding
Source: RefSeq, a predicted model, not a curated record
AGGAACCAUGGAGACGCCGCUACCCAAAGCGACGCAAAAAAGGCAAGUGACUGCCAUUAUUAUUCUAUUACUAUUGUGGGAGGUGGGUGGUGCGGUCAUUAAGUAUUCCGUUCUAGAAGAGAGACACAGCGGCUCAUUUGUGGCCAACCUAGCAAAAGAUCUGGGGUUGGGCUUAGGAGAGCUGGCCUCGCGGGGCGCCCGGAUUCUUUCCAAAGGGAAUAAACAGCAUUUGCAGGUCGAGCACAAGAGUGGGAAUUUGCUCCUAAAAGAAAAACUGGACCGGGAAGAGUUGUGCGGUGACAUGGAUCCAUGUAUACUGCAUUUCCAGGUGUUACUGAAAAACCCGGUGCAGUUUAUUCAAGGUGAAUUACAGCUCCAAGACGUAAAUGACCAUGCCCCUGAGUUCCUGGAAAAUGAAAUCCUACUGAAAAUCUCAGAAAGUAGCCAUACAGGAACCGCAUUUCCUUUGAAAAUAGCUCAAGAUUUAGAUGUGGGCAGUAACACAGUUCAGAACUACACAAUUAGCACCAACUUCCAUUUCCACCUUUUCACUCGAAAUCGCAGCGACGGCAGGAAAUACCCGGAGCUGGUGCUGGCCAAAGAGCUGGACCGUGAGGAGCAGCCAGAGCUCAGGUUAACCCUCACGGCGCUGGAUGGUGGGUCACCGCCAAAGACUGGGACUUCCCAGGUUCUCAUCAUGGUCCUGGACAUAAAUGACAACGCCCCUGAAUUUGCUCAGCAGCUCCACGAGGUGCAGGUCCCAGAGAACAGCCCUAUAGGCUCCCUUGUCAUCACUGUCUCUGCCAGAGAUUUGGAUGCUGGGACCCACGGAGAGCUCUCCUACUCAUUUUUCCAAUCAUCAAAUCAAGUCAUUCAGGCCUUUGAAAUCAACACAGUAACGGGGGAUAUUCGAUUGAAAAAAAUGUUGGAUUUUGAGGAAAUUCGAUCUUACCGUAUGGAAAUUGAGGCCUCAGACGGUGGGGGUCUUUCAGGAAAAUGCACUGUAGCCAUAGAAGUGACGGAUGUAAACGAUAACGCCCCUGAAUUGACCAUGUCAUUACUCAUGAAUGAUAUCCCAGAAAACACCCCUGACACUGUGGUCGCUAUUUUCGGAAUUUCAGAUCCAGACGCCGGGGACAAUGGCAAAAUGAUGUGUUACAUCCAAGACCAUCUCCCAUUCCUUCUGAAAAUUUCUGUAGAAAAUUUCUACACCUUGGUAACAGAAGGAGCGCUGGACAGAGAGAGCAGAGCCGAGUACAACAUCACCAUCACCGUCACUGACAUGGGAACCCCCAGGCUGAAAACCGAGCACAACAUAACCGUGCUGGUGUCCGACGUCAACGACAACGCCCCCGCCUUCACCCAGACCUCCUACACCCUGUCCGUCCGCGAGAACAACAGCCCCGCCCUGCACAUCGGCAGCGUCCGCGCCACAGACAGAGACGCGGGCGCCAACGCCCAGGUCACCUACUCGCUGCUGCCGCCCCUCGACGCGCACGUGCCCCUGGCCUCCCUGGUGUCCAUCAACCCGGACAACGGCCACCUGUUCGCCCUGAGGUCCCUGGACUACGAGGCCCUGCGGGCGUUCGAGUUCCGCGUGGGCGCCGCCGACCGCGGCUCGCCCGCGCUCAGCAGCCAGGCGCUGGUGCGCGUGCUCGUGGCGGACGACAACGACAACGCGCCCUUCGUGCUGUACCCGCUGCAGAACGCCUCGGCGCCCUGCACCGAGCUGGUGCCCAGGGCGGCCGAGGCGGGCUACCUGGUGACCAAGGUGGUGGCGGUGGACGGCGACUCGGGCCAGAACGCCUGGCUGUCGUACCAGCUGCUCAAGGCCACGGAGCCCGGGCUGUUCGGCGUGUGGGCGCACAACGGCGAGGUGCGCACGGCCCGGCUGCUGAGCGAGCGCGACGCGGCCAAGCACAGGCUGCUGGUGCUGGUCAAGGACAACGGCGAGCCGCCGCUCUCGGCCAGCGUCACGCUGCACGUGCUGCUGGUGGACGGCUUCUCGCAGCCCUACCUGCCGGCCCCUGAAGCGGAAGCGGUGGACGCGGCCCCGGCCGCCCCUCUCACCGUCUACCUGGUGGUCGCCUUGGCGUCGGUGUCGUCGCUCUUCCUCUUUUCGGUGCUGGUGUUCGUCGCGGUGUGGCUGUGCAGGAGGGGCGGGGCGGCCUCGGUGGGUCGCUGCUCGGUGCCCGAGGGCCCCUUUCCGGACCACCUACUGGGCGUCAGCGGCACGGGGACCCUGUCCCAGAGCUACCAGUACGAGGUGUGUCUGACGGGAGGCUCCGGGACCAGGGAGUUCAAGUGUCUGAAACCUCUUGUCCCCAACAUCAUGGGUGAAGGGGUUGGUACGGACACCGAGGAAAACUCGAACUUUAGAAACCAUUUGGGGUUCAGUUAAGAAUCUCACUUGACAAGACGUGAUAAAUGAUCAUAUUCACUAAUGUAUUAAUUUCCAACCCUUUCAUUCACAUAGAGCUUACAUAUUCACUCAUUCGUAAGUUUUGUCAUAUUUAUAGUUUGAAGUAUUUUACAUUCAGAAUCUCUAGGUGUUUUUUAUUGUUGCUGUCUUUUUUUUUUUUUAAGCCCUUCACAUUUUGCAUGUGAGAUGAGACAUUAAAUGGUGAAAUGGUCUCAGUUUUUUGGUGGUCAGAUUUUCGGAAGUCACAAAUGUUUUCAGAUUCCUGAUAUUUGAGCUUGUUCGUUGAUAUCUUGUUAUGACUAAGAGAAUUAUGUUUUACGAUUAUCAUAGCAUGUCAGGCUAUUGUAAAUGAUGGCUUUUAGGUUUAAAAAUAAUUUUCACCUAUGCAAAACAUUUUGUGACCUCGAAUAUCGCUGGAUUUCUGUAGUGUUGUUUUGAAAACACUAUUGUCUUUCCUCAAAUGAACUAAUAUUUUAUCUGGAUGUUUUCUGAGUAUUCUCUUUUACAAAAUUGAUAUUAUUUAGACCGUCUGCCAUAAUUUAAAAGGACUUAAUCCCAGUUAAAUAGAAAAAAUGUUGGUAGAGUUAUGAUUUCUUUUUCAUAAUAAAUGGUUUUUAGUAUGCAAAUAAUGAUUUUCAUUCUUUUAAAAUAAUAUGUAGUCACAUGAUUCAAACAUAUUCAAUAAGACCAAAAGAGAAAGUGAAUUAACACCAUGAUUCUCCCACUCAUGAAUAAUUAUCAAUGUCAUCAUCAUUCUAAAAUAUUUCUAUGAUGCUUAUAAGUUACUAGCUGGAUGGAAAUAAUUUUAUAAAACGAAUCUGUAAGAAACUGCUUCUUUAUAAUUAAAACCAUCAGAUUUUACUGAA